Messenger RNA from Penicillium concentricum, 1350 nucleotides. Its product is annotated as FAD-dependent oxidoreductase. Bases 1 to 1350 code for a protein of 449 amino acids. NCBI's taxonomy places the organism in Eukaryota, Fungi, Ascomycota, Eurotiomycetes, Eurotiales, Aspergillaceae. The transcript has 2 exons. Gene Ontology annotation, molecular function: FAD binding. The record is from RefSeq and is a predicted model, not a curated record.
AUGCCUUUAGUGACUCGUCCGAUCCAACCAUUCCAUCGCACCCCAUAUUUAUGCCGCAACUAUACCACGAAAAAAGCAAAGGAAACACCUCCAUCAAUCGCAAUUAUUGGCGGUGGGCCAAGUGGUCUAGUCCUUGCUCGACUAUUGGAAGUCAACGGCAUCACAGACUACGUCGUAUUUGAGCGAGAUCAGUCCUCCACACCAGGUCCGAACGAACAAGGUGGAACUCUGGACCUGCACGGAGACUCAGGUCAAGAAGCCCUCAAGCGCGCCGGCUUGUUCGACAAGUUCAGCAACGAACUCGCACGCUGGGACGCUGCGUGUUUCCAUCUGCUCGACUUGACUGGGGAAACAAUUGCCAACUUCAGUGAUGUGGGGAACCGUCCUGAAAUUGAUCGCUUGCAACUUCGCCGCCUUUUGCUCGAGUCGAUUCCUCAACACAAGAUUCGAUGGGGACAUGGUGUUAAAUGUGUCGAGAAAGGAGAACCUAAGAAGGAGACUGUUGAUGAUAAUGGAUACAUCAUUCAUUUUACAGAUGGUUCCUCUGCAACAGGGUUCCGACUUGUGGUAGGCGCCGAUGGCGUAUGGAGCAAAGUUCGUCCUCUGCUCACACCCGCAAAGCCAGAGUACUCUGGUAAGCUCUACAUCGAGGGCAAAAUCUCGCACAACAAUCCGAGCUACGCUGUCGCCCAUGAGCUGGUCGGACCUGGAAACAUGCUUGUAUUAGGCGACAAUAAGACGAUAGCGGUGCAGCAGCUAUCCGAUGGUCAUUAUCGCGUUUAUUUUGGGCUUGUCGCACCUGAAGACUUUUAUCAACGCAAGAGCUCCAUUGACGCUGAUCCUAGCAAAACUACCGAGGAAACCCGUUCCCGUCUUCUGUCCUCCAAUGAGUUCUUCGCGCAUUGGACGCCGCGCGUGAAGGGAUUUGUCGAAAAUGCCGAAGGUCCCUUCCGUCCCUGGCCCUUGUAUUUCAUCGACCCAGAAACAGUCGGCUGGGAUCGCUCUGUGGCUCCUGGCGUUACCUUGUUGGGGGAUGCUGCUCAUGCUUCGACUCCAUUUGUUGGGGAGGGUGUUAAUUGCAGCAUGUACGAUGCAGUUAUGCUGGCGGAAUGUCUUGUCGCUCACUGCGGCAGAAACACUACGCUGACUAAUGUGGAGGAGGUAAAGCUGGAGGCUGCACUGGCUGCGUACGAAGAGGAUAUGUUCACACGUGGUCAAGAUCUGAUUCGGCGCAGCGAUGAGAGUGGAAGAAUGCUGUUUUCGGAUAAUGCUGGUUCACUUACUUUCCAGAUUUUUAAUGGUGAUGCUGAGCAUGAGACUGUCAAGUCUGAGAUUCACGAGAAGCAAUAG